AUGCAUUUGCAAAGGGCAUUACCAGCGGCAUGCCUAUUGGCAUGCCUAUUGGCAUUGCCCCAUUCGAUACAAGCCAAGAGGCUCUGCGGCGCCAACAUCAUAAACUUGGCAGGUGGCCAAGACCAAAAGUCGCAGGAUAUUAUCAUCCAGGAUAAUAAAAUCGUGGGCAUCGAGGAUGCAUCAAAUGCUCCGUGCAACGCCGAGGACGACUUUCCUGCCACGGACAUGUUCUGUAUGCCGGGCCUCGUCGAGAAUCACGCCCACCUAUGCUUUAGCGACGAUCCGGCGCAAUGUAUGGAUUCCAUGAAGUCGGUGCUUUUGGCACUGAUAUCCAACGGCGUGACGAGUGUCCAAGACCUCGGCAGCAAUUGCAAUGCUGUCAAGCAGGCAAAGGACGACAUAGAAAAAAAUGGACUCCCGUUACCACGAAUACAUACAACGUGCGAGAUGCUCGACGGCAAGAAUUCGCUAUUCCUGAAAGACGGCAAGAAAACAGGCCCUAUACAAGUAUUGGAGGAUCCUGCACUGGCGGAAACGGCGGUACGGAACCUCGUUCAACAAGACGUCAACAAAAUAAAGGUUCACCUAGCUCUGAGUCGGCCAGUCUUUCAACGGGUAUCUGAAGUUUGCAGACGUUUCAAUAUCCAGGUCGGGGGGCACGUCCCUGACAGUAUGACGGCAUCACAGGCCCUGGACGACGGCAUGAACUUUAUCGAGCAUAAGAGUGCCAUCAACUUUACCGAUCAAGAUGUCGUCGACAAGAUCGGGAAGAAAGGACUAUCUGUGUCUUGCACGCUCAUUCAAAGCCCAACACCAGAAAACCUCAAACUUUGCAACGACCUAAGAAUAGCCAAAGCCAAUGUCCUCUGUGGCACUGACACGCCAGCCGGUAAAGGCCUCUGUCCGGAUGGUGCCACCCAUAAGGAACUCCAGCUUCUGGUCAAGGCUGGCUUUGACCCGCGGCAGGCGCUCCAGACGGCGACAACUAAUGGGUACAAGUCCUUGAAUACGGGUUCCGAGUUCGGGAUUGAGCGUGGAAAGACGGCGGAUAUGGUCUGUCUGACGGCGAACCCGGCUAAGGAUAUCCGCAACAUGGAUAGGAAAAAUAUCGGUUAUGUCGUUAUAAACGGCCAGGUUCUUGACAGUGGUAAGCUUAACCAGAUGCUUCAAUCCGCCGACGUGAAGAACAAGCUAGCAUUUGCGUGCGGUGGCGACAUCAGGAAAGCUUCCUUACAGUCCAGGGCUACGUGUUGUUCACAUUAG
This is a messenger RNA of Hirsutella rhossiliensis, 1263 nucleotides long. RefSeq names its product amidohydrolase family domain-containing protein. NCBI's taxonomy places the organism in Eukaryota, Fungi, Ascomycota, Sordariomycetes, Hypocreales, Ophiocordycipitaceae. The record is from RefSeq and is a predicted model, not a curated record. The transcript has a single exon. The coding region runs from base 1 to 1263 and encodes 420 amino acids. Gene Ontology annotation, molecular function: hydrolase activity, acting on carbon-nitrogen (but not peptide) bonds.